Alternaria burnsii is the source of this 390-nucleotide messenger RNA. RefSeq lists its product as uncharacterized. The transcript has a single exon. Lineage: Eukaryota; Fungi; Ascomycota; Dothideomycetes; Pleosporales; Pleosporaceae. The coding region runs from base 1 to 390 and encodes 129 amino acids. The record is from RefSeq and is a predicted model, not a curated record.
AUGUCCAACCUCCAAUACAGCAUGUCAGCACUCUACCCAACCGAGGGACCUAUAUCCGCUCCAUCUCCAUCAAUCAAGAUCUCAUCGUCCUCGAUAAUCAAAGCCAGAUCCACAACCGACGUCCUCACCACCCUUCGCGCCCACCAGAUCAUGCUCACAAACUUCUACGUCACCCAAAACAACGCUUACACCUCUGCUUACACCGCUUUCGCAACUCAGUGCAUAGUCGGGGAUAUGCUACACACAGAGAUCAAGGAUGUCGUGAUGAAGCUACUGAAACAACAGAAAGAUAUCAUGCUGUUUCAGACUUUCCUGAAGUGCUUCCAAGAUUUUGUUGUUGGGCUAGAGGGCAACGUGAGCCAUGAGAUCGACAGGGAUUACGCAGUUUGA